Messenger RNA from Pygocentrus nattereri (red-bellied piranha), 2278 nucleotides. It is a transcript of the gene orc3, whose product is annotated as origin recognition complex, subunit 3. The record is from RefSeq and is a predicted model, not a curated record. Lineage: Eukaryota; Metazoa; Chordata; Actinopteri; Characiformes; Serrasalmidae. Gene Ontology annotation, biological process: DNA replication; DNA replication initiation. Gene Ontology annotation, molecular function: DNA replication origin binding. The coding region runs from base 74 to 2224 and encodes 716 amino acids. Gene Ontology annotation, cellular component: DNA replication preinitiation complex; nuclear origin of replication recognition complex; nuclear pre-replicative complex. The transcript is spliced from 20 exons.
GCCUUUGACGUCAUUAGCGCGGGAAAAAUAACAGGAAGUGACGACGUGUUCUCCAAAUUGUCCUGCAGAAGAGAUGAAUACUUCAUCAGUGUCGAAGGGAUGCUUUGUCUUUAAACCAAGUUCUAAGAAGAGAAAGCGCACUGUAGGUAUAGAUGAAUAUUUUGUGGAUGGAAAUGACGAUUGCGGGAAUGGCAGAGAACGUUUUAACAUUUGUCAAAAACUUUGGGAGAAGAUUAAAAUGGACACAGAGAUCUUGCAAGAUGAACUAAAUGAGAAAAUACUGGAAAGCCUUUUAGAUUUCAUCAAAAAGUGUACCUUGAGCUUCCAGUCAAGAACAGAUGAUUGGGCAUCUCGCAUGAGGGCCAGUGAAAUUCCUACAGCUGCCUUGGUGCUUGGGGUGAAUGUUCCAGACCAUGACAUGACAUUUCAGAGCCUGUCUGACCUCCUGAAGAAUUCGGUCACCCCUUUUUCUGUCUCUGUGCAAGCCAAAGAGUGUACAGCUCUGAAGAACUUGAUGCAGAGAGUUUUGGAAAGACUGAUGGGUGUAGGAGUGUCUGUGGAGGAAGAUGAGGAGGACUCUGGCAUCCAUUUACCACAGAAGAGGGUGUCUUGCUCAAUCAGUGUGCUGUGUCAGUGGUACAAAACUGUUACCAAGAAACAUGCCAUGAAGUCUCCAGACAAGACAUGUUCAGAGAAUGGCUUCUUACAGAGUCCACCAAUUGUGGUGAUCUUCAAAGAUUUUGAAGCUUUCAACCCACGAGUUUUACAGGAUUUCAUCCUUAUCUGCAAUCGGUACAUCCAUGAGCUUCCACUGAUCUUUGUCUUUGGCAUCGCCACAUCGCCCAGCACCGUUCAGCACAUUUUGCCACACUCUGUGUCCUCUCUGCUGUGCAUUGAACUUUUUCAGUCACUAUCCUGUACACAGCAUCUUGCUACCGUCAUUGACAAGCUGAUUCUGACCUCACAGUUUCCCUUCAAGCUCACUGGUAAGGUUCUACAGGUGCUGGUGAGCAUCUUCCUGUACCACGACUUCUCUGUACGCAACUUUGUCAAAGGCCUGCAGUUAGCCCUCUUGGAGCACUUCCAUUCCCAGCCUCUAAGUGUGCUAUGCUGUAAGAAACAGGAGGCCCGGCACAAUGCUCAGAAGUUAAGCCAUAAGGAUGUGGAGAUGGUCCGUCAGCUGCCCUCCUUCAUGAGAUAUGUAGAGACUCAGGAACCCCAGGAACAGGUGCAGCUUCUUACCAGUGAUGAUCAUGUUAAGGAGGUUUGUCAGAUGUUACUGAAAGGCCUUCGAAAAUACCAUAAGAACUACUACCCCAUUCUCCGCUGUCUGCAUUCUCUGACCGCAUCUCUGCCAAAGUAUCCUCUGGGGAAACAAAUCCGGGAGCUCCAUAUAUCCUGCCUGGAAAAGAAUGUAUGGGAGACAAAUGAGUAUGAAUCUGCUAUGCAGCUUUUGAGGUUGCUGGCAAAAGAUGAGCUUGUUGCAGCAUUGAGAAAGUGUGCGGACAUUCUCAAGCCAGGCAAGACCAAGAAAAUGAAAAGUGCAUUACAGCAGCUGGAAGACUAUAUUAUCAGAUUUGAGCAGCUUGACGGCAUGUCUAUAGAGACUCUUUCUGGGGAAGAGAUCACUUCGCCCGGGAAGGAUCUCCAAAAGAAAACUGAUCUCUUCCAACUUCAAAAAACCCUCUUGGAGAUGAAAGGGUCCAGAAGAACAAAAAAAAUGAGUCCAUUUGAAAUUCUGAGAAAUGAGACUCUAGAUUUUAUCGAUGGCCUUGUGAGGAGUCACCUGACCCCUCCAGAGUUGCAACCACUGAAUGAGGUGUGCUACUACAGCUCCUCUGGGGUCCUGCGGCGACACCUCAACGCUACUCCCCGAACCUCCAUCCAAACAGCACUUAGUCACCCCUUCUACUUCUUGCAGAAUGAAAACCUGAAAACAGAUGCUGGCACAGUCUCCAGUGCUGCUCCAGAUAUCUGCAUUGUCUACAAGCUCCAUCUGGAGUGUGGGAGGCUCAUCAACCUAUAUGACUGGCUUGAGGCGUAUGCAACAGUGGUCUCAGCUGCUGAAGGCAAGGAUCCUGACGCAGAAGACUACGGCAAAGUAGAUGAACUCAAGCAUGCUCGUUUCAUUCAAUCUGUGUCUGAGCUGGAGUUCCUAGGAUUUGUGAAAUCAACAAAGCAGAAAACUGACCAUGUGGCAAGACUGACUUGGGGAGGCUGUUAAUUGAGACCUAUUUUGAUGAUACAUUUUUUCUUAAUAAAAUACUAUUUGUGAGAA